Molecule: messenger RNA, 1245 nt
Organism: Orycteropus afer afer
Lineage: Eukaryota; Metazoa; Chordata; Mammalia; Tubulidentata; Orycteropodidae
Gene: DUSP7
Product: dual specificity phosphatase 7
Biological process (GO): protein dephosphorylation; negative regulation of MAPK cascade
Cellular component (GO): cytosol; cytoplasm
Molecular function (GO): protein tyrosine/threonine phosphatase activity; MAP kinase tyrosine/serine/threonine phosphatase activity
Source: RefSeq, a predicted model, not a curated record
AUGAAAAACCAGCUCCACGGCCCCCCAGCGCGGGCGCACAUGUCGGCCUCGGGGGCGGCGGCGACGGGGGGCACCGAGGCGGGCUCCGAACCCGGUGCGGGGUCCGGGUCUGGGGCGGGUGCGGUGACGGGAGCCAUGCCUUGCAAGAGCGCAGAGUGGCUGCAGGAGGAGCUGGAGGCGCGCGGCGGUGCGUCGCUGCUGCUGCUCGACUGCCGACCGCACGAGCUCUUCGAGUCGUCGCACAUCGAGACAGCCAUCAACCUGGCCAUCCCGGGCCUUAUGCUUCGCCGCCUGCGCAAGGGCAACUUGCCCAUCCGCUCUAUCAUCCCUAACCACGCCGACAAGGAGCGCUUCACCACGCGCUGCAAGGCGGCCACCGUGCUGCUCUACGACGAGGCCACUGCCGAGUGGCAGCCCGAGCCCGGCGCUCCCGCCUCGGUGCUCGGCCUACUCCUGCAGAAGCUGCGCGACGACGGCUGCCAGGCCUACUACCUCCAAGGUGGUUUCAACAAGUUCCAGACGGAGUACUCUGAGCACUGCGAGACCAAUGUGGACAGCUCGUCCUCACCAAGUGGCUCACCGCCCACCUCAGUGCUGGGCCUUGGGGGCCUACGCAUCAGCUCUGACUGCUCAGAUGGCGAGUCAGAUCGAGAGCUGCCCAGUAGUGCCACCGAGUCGGACGGCAGCCCUGUGCCAUCCAGCCAGCCAGCCUUCCCCGUCCAGAUCCUGCCCUACCUCUACCUUGGCUGUGCCAAGGACUCCACCAACCUGGAUGUGCUUGGCAAAUACGGCAUCAAGUACAUCCUCAACGUUACGCCCAACCUGCCCAAUGCCUUUGAGCACGGCGGCGAGUUCACCUACAAGCAAAUCCCCAUCUCUGACCACUGGAGCCAGAACCUCUCCCAGUUCUUCCCUGAGGCCAUCAGCUUCAUUGAUGAGGCCCGCUCCAAGAAGUGUGGUGUCCUGGUGCACUGCCUGGCAGGCAUCAGCCGCUCGGUGACAGUCACUGUGGCCUACCUGAUGCAGAAGAUGAACCUGUCACUCAACGACGCCUAUGACUUUGUCAAGAGGAAAAAGUCCAACAUCUCGCCCAACUUCAACUUCAUGGGGCAGCUGCUGGACUUUGAGCGGACGCUGGGGCUAAGCAGCCCAUGUGACAACCACACACCCAGUGGGCAGCUCUACUUCUCCACGCCCACCAACCACCACUUGUUCCCACUCAACACGCUCGAGUCCACGUGAGGC